Molecule: messenger RNA, 198 nt
Organism: Nestor notabilis (Kea)
Lineage: Eukaryota; Metazoa; Chordata; Aves; Psittaciformes; Psittacidae
Product: F-box only protein 28-like
Exons: 1
Source: RefSeq, a predicted model, not a curated record
AUGGCGGCGCCGGAGGAGCGGCUCGUGUCGGACGGGGAAGGCAGUACGCUGAGCUCGGCGCGGCUCUCCCCGCCCACGGUCUCGGAGACUUCCGACUCUUUGGCGCCCAUGGAGCUGCCUCCUCAGAGCAACACGCUCAUGGGGUUGCCCAUCGUGGCGAUCGAGAACAUCCUCAGCUUCCUGUCCUACGAUGAGAUA